UCUAUGAUUUGCUGUUUGUCAGGUAUGCAUUCCUCUUUGAUAAAGCCAUGUUUGUGUGUAAGAAGAAGAGUGGAGAGACCUUUGAGUUAAAGGAGAUCAUUGAACUACAGCACUACCAGAUACGAGAUGAAACCACAGGAGAGAAGGACAAUAAAAAGUGGUCCUAUUUGUUCCUCCUGCUGGACUGCUAUGGGAGGUGUGGGUACGACUUAUUCUUCAAAACCAGAGAACUGAAGAAGAAAUGGCUGGAGCAGUUUGAGAUGGCUCUGUCAAAUAUGUGUCCAGAGAACUCCACAGCCAACAACCACGACUUCCAGAUGCACUGCUUCGAGGACACCACCUCCUGCAAGGCCUGCUCGAUGCUGUUAAGAGGGAUAUUUUUCCAGGGCUAUCGCUGCACUCGCUGUAAAAUGGCUGCACAUAAAGAGUGUUUAGGCAGAGUCCCUGCCUGCGGACGAAACUCAGAUCACGCUGGCACUACGAGGAAGGUAAGAUUAUUCCUUUAGAGGUGAUGAAU
Lates calcarifer (barramundi perch) is the source of this 517-nucleotide messenger RNA. Its product is annotated as proto-oncogene vav-like. The coding region runs from base 48 to 506 and encodes 152 amino acids. The transcript is spliced from 5 exons. Gene Ontology annotation, molecular function: guanyl-nucleotide exchange factor activity. Gene Ontology annotation, biological process: regulation of GTPase activity; cell migration. The record is from RefSeq and is a predicted model, not a curated record. Gene Ontology annotation, cellular component: cytoplasm. NCBI's taxonomy places the organism in Eukaryota, Metazoa, Chordata, Actinopteri, Centropomidae.